Microplitis demolitor is the source of this 1836-nucleotide messenger RNA. It is a transcript of the gene Snup, whose product is annotated as snurportin-1. Gene Ontology annotation, biological process: snRNA import into nucleus. The transcript is spliced from 6 exons. Lineage: Eukaryota; Metazoa; Arthropoda; Insecta; Hymenoptera; Braconidae. The record is from RefSeq and is a predicted model, not a curated record. Gene Ontology annotation, cellular component: cytoplasm; nucleus. The coding region runs from base 739 to 1746 and encodes 335 amino acids. Gene Ontology annotation, molecular function: protein binding.
AUACAUAUUUAUAUUUUAUUAAUAUACAUAUAUUUUUAAUUAUUGAAUGUUUUUUUUGCAACUUUUUAUUUUUAUAUUUUUACAUUUGUAUGAAAGUAGUCAUAUCCAUUUUUAUUUUGAGACAUUUUUUUUUACCGAUUCUAUGCUACCGCUCAAGAAUUAUUAGCCAGUAUUGUACCUUUACCCUCCAUACUUAAAAGUAUCAAUAUCAAUUAACCCGUAUAUAACAAACGUUCAUCUACAUUCAUUAUUGCAAUUAAUCAAAAAAACAUUUUAAAAUGAAUACUUAAAAUAGUUUCAUUUUAUAAUCAUUUAAAGCUAAUGAGAAUUGACGGAAGUCAAUAUUCACAGUGUACUUACUUUGGAAAAUAUUGUGACCAAUACAAAAUUACGAAUACAAUCAAAAUUAUCAAUAAAAUUUGAUUUUUUCAUAUGAAUUUCUAAAUCAUUUAAUUUAAAAGUAUAUCAGUAUUAAUUCAUUUUGUCUUAAGAAUUGUGGUAUAUAUAUAUAUAUAAAUAUAUUUAUAAAAACAACCCACGCUUAUUUCUUUAACUCGAAGAAGUGAAUUUAUCAGUAAAAAAUUUAUGAGCAAGAUUAAAGUACAAUCGAUACUUUGCGCUUCAGCCGAGCAUAUCUAACCUCUGAUACACUUAAUGUGUAAACACUUGUUAACGAUAAUAUUUAUGAAAUAUUAUUUUACUUAAUAAAAUAAUUGUUUAUUAUAUUUCAUUAUUAACAUGAUUCAACCAGUUGCAAGUGAGUUAUUAGAGGACAUUAAUGAAAAAAAUAUCCGUUCGGUAUUUUACAAAAAACCAAUUAAAAAAAAUAAUUAUAAUUUAGACGUUGAUUACAAUGACUCGCCUCAAGAAAUUAGACGACAGGAUUUAUUAAAACGCCAGAAAGAAAGCAGAAACGCUAUUGUAAAUUCAGCUCGUGCAAUACUAGAAGACGUUUUAUUAUCAGAAGAUGAGCAUAAAGAGUCAAUGGUAAUUGAUAAUAAAAGUAAUUCAAAGAAACGUAAACUUUAUAUAAAUACAUUGAUGUUGUCAGAAUGGAUGAUUGAUGUACCUGAAGAUUUUAUUGAUAAAUGGUUUAUGUUACCUUGUCCAAAAGGACGACGUGCUUUGAUUGUUGCUUGUAAAGGUAAAACUCAAGUAUUUACAAGACGAGGUAAUAAAAUUAUUGAAUUUAAUUCAGUAUUACCAGGAGGAAAUUAUGGAGAACACAAUAAGAAUUGUACUAUUUUAGAUUGUAUAUGGGUUAGAAAAGAACAAUCAUAUUAUGUUCUUGAUGUUUUAAGUUGGUCCAAUCAAACAUUUCUUGAUUGUGAUGCUGAAUUUCGUCAUUUUUGGCUAAAUUCUAAACUCGAAGAGACUGUAGGAUUAAGUACACAAAGUAAAUUAAAUCAAUAUCCAAUUUUAUCAUUACCAAAUAUUUUUUGUAAUGGAAAUUUAACAAAUUUUUUACAAAAUUUGUCACCUAGUCUUCCAUUAGAUGGAAUUUUAUUUUACCAUCGAGAAGGAUUUUAUAUGAAUGGGCGCUCACCGCUUGUAACUUGGCUGAAACCGUUUAUGAUGUCUGAAGUGCUGGGUAUUUCGGUUCCGUUCGAACUAGAUGAAAAACCAGAUGGAUAUAUUGAUUUUAGGCAGUACAUUCUUUCGAAAAAUUGUAGGAAAAAAAAUUCAGAUGACUUGAAAGAAUUUCUGGUAGAUGUGAUGGAUGUUAAUACUUGUGACGAAAAUUGAUGUAAAUAAAAAUAUUUAAUCUAAUUUAUUUAAAUAAUUUAUAAUUUUCAUAACUAAUAUUUUAUAAAAUGAAAACAAUCUUUACACAUA